UGUCGGUUUGUAACUAAGAAAUUUUAAAUCAUUCAUUUUACAUUGCCUUAUUGUAGUCACAAUAAUUUUGUUAUAAAUACUUUACGAUUAAAUAUUCUUUAAGGAUUUCAACAUAAUGCCAAUGAACUGCAAACCAUUCCAUUCUUUAUGCGAAGAGUAUUACAAGCUAGCCAUUUAUCAUUUUCUACUGAGUGUAGUAUGUGCAGCAUUAUUUGCUCUCGGUAUAGAGUUCUCCACGGGUUCCGACGGAGAUGAUGUAAUAGAUUAUUAUAUACCUGCUAUAGUAUUGUCAGGAAUUCAAUUUGUGCUGGCAGUGAUUGCGCUGGAGCUGUUCUGUGUGCGAACAAAGUAUACUGUGUUUAUAGGAACUAUCACCAACUCUCUUAGUGAUCAACGAUUCGCUCGAAUGAGAAUCGUUUACAUUUUCCUGAACACAAUUUCCUGUCUCUGGGCUUUAAUUGGAGCAAUCAUUACCGGAACAGCGGGCAUAUGUCAUGGCUCCAGGAGCAGGUGCUCAUAUAGUAUAAACGUUGGUGUAAAUCUCGCACUCGCCAUAAUCAUUAUUGUUGUACAUAUAUUACACGUAGUUCCGUUUUAUUUCAUCUUUACAGCAAGAGAAAAAAGUAGCAAUCAGUUUCCUGCGCGAAUUUCACCGCAAACGAGAACGAAUUUUAAGCCAACGCCAAAACCAAACAGAAAUAUCAGUACAGAAAAUAGAAAUUCGAAUGCCCCGAAAAAGGAAACCAAGGCAAAUAUAGACGACAAAAGUUUGAAAGCAAGUCACGCGCCACGAUUAGAGCGGCAAUAUUACGAUGAUUCAUUAAUAGGAAGACGUUUACCUAAAUUACAACGAGCUGACGCUGACAUCGUAAAACCCUUACCAAAAAGAAACAAGAAACUUCUUUCCAUUGUUGGCAAAGUGGUCGUUCAGUUAAACAGUUUAAAAAAUAAACGAAGCGACAAACUAAACGAUGUCCCCGACAGUCCAGAUUUCAAAUUAGCGUCUUCAAGCAAUUCGUCAGACGACGAAAACGAGUAUGUAAAACUAGAACCUGUAAAUCCUGCUCUUCCACGACUACCACCUCCGUCUUACAAUGACAUCAUUUCCGCCGGAAUAGAAACACAUGCUAACUUGACUCCACCUUCACGCAGUGGCCUUUAUUCGGGACAUGCGUUUCCGGAAACUGAACUAGUAGUGCAGCAACCUUACAAAUACUGAUGACAUAAAUUGUUCAAGGAACAAAAAAGUAAUUGAAACAUGUUCAACGUAUUGAAAUUGUGAGGACUUUGAAAAAUCAUAUUUCCGUAAUGGUAAUACUAGCUAGAAUAUAUCUUUUUUUUCUUUUGAUGUACCGCGUCACACUUUAUGGAAUGAGACAGUGUAUGUAAAACUUAUUUCUCGGGAUAUUUACAAUAUAAAACGAUUGCAAAAAAGUAUUUUGAUAGUGAUUAUGAAUUUUGUAUUGUUUUCUUACACCUUUAUAUAGAUUAAAAUGUGUUUGUGGUUGGCCAAUGUUUGAUUGAUUACUUGUACGCAAAAUAUACGGCAUUUUUGUGAAUAAAUGGUACUACAAAUUUUCACAGUUUAAAAGCCUAUUCUUCUGCCUGUUUUCCAAACAUUACAAGAUUCCUUAAAACUUUUAUUACUUAAGCGUUCAAACAUAUAUUCAAAGAUAUAUUUCACACUUGCGGAUACUAGCAUUGUGACAUUUUUUGUCAAUUACGCAUUUUCAUAGC
Ruditapes philippinarum (Manila clam) is the source of this 1737-nucleotide messenger RNA. RefSeq lists its product as uncharacterized. The record is from RefSeq and is a predicted model, not a curated record. The transcript is spliced from 4 exons. Bases 116 to 1219 code for a protein of 367 amino acids. Lineage: Eukaryota; Metazoa; Mollusca; Bivalvia; Venerida; Veneridae.